GAAAGUAUCUAUCCCGAGAGUGGGCCUCCCAGUCCCACUCCGGGGGAGGAAGCUGAUCCAACGGUUACCACCGAUUAUCGCACCGACAGCUUGCCAAUAACCGUCGUACCGGCCAAAUAUAGAAGACGCAGCAGAUAUACAUCUGUCCACCAUAGGUUGACCGUUUGACCCCCCUCACGUUGCAUGGAGGAAGGAGAGAGA
Messenger RNA from Linum tenue, 201 nucleotides. The record is from the annotation of a GenBank genome assembly. NCBI's taxonomy places the organism in Eukaryota, Viridiplantae, Streptophyta, Magnoliopsida, Malpighiales, Linaceae.